GUUGACGCUCAAGAAAUCUUAAACGAAAGAAUUCAACAACAUCAUAAUCAAGACACAGCCUUCAUCAUGUCGACUUCCAAAAAGCGCCAAGCAGAGGACACUUCCGCUCAGCCAAAGCCAAAGAAAAGUAAAAAGAGAAAGGCGAAUGCACCCGACGAUGAAUUGCUCGAUACUGAGCUUGGUCUCAACACACUCUUUACCAAGAUGGACAACCAGCUCUUGGCCGAUCAUCUGGCCCAGAAAUUGGGACGCUUCGGCACCGACUUGAGCGCUGUUGAGAUUUCUGAUAUGACUGUAUCAGCCAACGCGAUUCAAGAUACCACCUCAUGGCAAGAGUCAAGAACAUUGGAUAAGUUCCCCGACUUCCUGGAGAAGGUGUCAGAGGAUCCCGAGGGUUUGAAGAAGGCGCCCAAGAAGAAGGGCUCACCUCAUACCCUCAUUGUUGCAGGAGCGGGUUUGAGAGCUGCCGAUAUUGUCAGGUCGAUGCGCAAGUUUCAAAGCAAAGAGAACUCAGUCGCGAAAUUGUUCGCCAAGCAUAUGAAAGUCGAGGAACAAGUUAAGUUCCUCCAGAACCACAAAACCGGCAUUUGUGUCGGUACGCCUGCCCGACUUAUGGAUCUCAUCGACAACGGCGCUCUCUCCCUGGAUAAUUUGAAGCGUCUAGUCGUUGAUGCCUCGCAUAUCGACCAGAAGAAGCGAGGUGUGAUGGACAUGAAGGAUACCAUGAUGCCCUUAGCUCGUUUCUUAUCCAAGAAAGAGUUCAAGGACAGAUACGGUGAUGAGAAGAAGCCGCUGGCUUUGUUGUUCUAUUAGAUGGAUGUGAUACCCUGACACAAGAAAAGUUGAAUGCUAUGAAGCUGUUUCUGUUUUGAGACUUACCCUCGAUUGUUUAUAGAUCUUACCUGCUAGACUGCUUAUCUCCACAAUACAGAAGAUACCAUCUCA
Messenger RNA from Fusarium redolens, 945 nucleotides. Its product is annotated as U3-containing 90S pre-ribosomal complex subunit-domain containing protein. The coding region runs from base 67 to 813 and encodes 248 amino acids. The transcript has 5 exons. Gene Ontology annotation, cellular component: 90S preribosome; nucleus. NCBI's taxonomy places the organism in Eukaryota, Fungi, Ascomycota, Sordariomycetes, Hypocreales, Nectriaceae. The record is from RefSeq and is a predicted model, not a curated record.